CCAAUUCGCCGCUACACAUGAAGAAGUGACGAUCAAGGAAGACAAGGAGUCAUAAGACUGCUAUCCUCUGCGAACCCUCAGUUUAUUGGUCCUCAAGUUGAAGAUUUGUUAGCGUCUCACAAUAACUCGGGAGUGUAAUUCGACCACCGAUAAUCAUUUGUCCAACGGGGAGACGGGUACAGCCACCAAUCUAUGGCCGUCACUAAUGCCACGGAGAAGACGCGUCUUAGCCGCCACCAUCUCGGCAAGUUCCUCUUUGCACAAUGCGCGGAGCUCAUGAAUUCUUCGAUGAACCGUGGUCUAGCGCCUUCCUUGACUGCUGCGGAUCCAUCUCGGACUAUCACGUUAUCUGUCAAUUCUCAGGGAUAUACGAGCCCUCCGACAGGAGCUUAUAGUACGCCUUCGAUCAUACAACAAUGGAUGCCGCGGAACGGACGAGUGGCCACCUCCAGUACUACGGUCCUUGUCGACUUAUUCAUGUUGUGCACCUUCAUUUCUGACUCCUUGGCUCGAUCUGUGUCAGCAUCCAUCCCUUUGUUCCGAGUUGUUUUUCUUUUUCCUUGAUGGCUUGUCUUUCUCUUUGUGCUAAGUAACGAGUUCGGGUUUUACCGACUCAUACAUAUCAUCU
Messenger RNA from Desarmillaria tabescens, 628 nucleotides. RefSeq lists its product as uncharacterized. Gene Ontology annotation, molecular function: catalytic activity. The transcript is spliced from 4 exons. Bases 193 to 564 code for a protein of 123 amino acids. NCBI's taxonomy places the organism in Eukaryota, Fungi, Basidiomycota, Agaricomycetes, Agaricales, Physalacriaceae. The record is from RefSeq and is a predicted model, not a curated record.